Messenger RNA from Dictyostelium purpureum, 1577 nucleotides. RefSeq lists its product as uncharacterized. Gene Ontology annotation, molecular function: glutathione gamma-glutamylcysteinyltransferase activity; metal ion binding. NCBI's taxonomy places the organism in Eukaryota, Evosea, Eumycetozoa, Dictyosteliales, Dictyosteliaceae. The transcript has 2 exons. The record is from RefSeq and is a predicted model, not a curated record. The coding region runs from base 1 to 1506 and encodes 501 amino acids. Gene Ontology annotation, biological process: cellular detoxification of cadmium ion; response to metal ion; detoxification of copper ion.
AUGGAAAAUAAUAUAGUUAGUAAUAAUAGUAAUACUAGUAAUACUAGUAAUGAUACCAAUAAUAAAAGUAAAUGUUGUAAAAAGAAUGAAACACCAACCAUUACAGAAAAAAUUAAUGUUGUUAGUUUUUAUAAAAGAGAUUUACCAUCACAUUUAAUCGAAUUUUCAUCAGAAGAGGGGAAAUUAAUAUUUAAAGAGGCAUUGUUAAAUGGAAAUAUGGAAAAUUAUUUUUCAUUAGCAGAACAAUUUUUAUCACAAUCAGACCCAGCAUUUUGUGGAUUAGCAACUUUAGCAAUGGUAUUAAAUGCAUUAAAAAUUGAUCCCAAUAGAUUGUGGAAAGGACCAUGGAGAUGGUUUGCAGAAGAUAUGUUGGAUUGUUGUAUACCUAUCGAUUCCGUUAAAAAAAGAGGUAUAACAUUCACAGAGUUUUCGUGCUUAUCUAAAUGUAAUGGAGCAAAUAUCAAAUCAUAUAGAGGUGACGAAAAUGAUAUCCAUCAAUUUAGAAGUAGUAUUAUAGAGGCAUCAAGUAAACAAGGUAUUCAUUUAGUAAUGUCUUAUUCAAGAAAAACACUGGGUCAAACAGGGUCAGGUCAUUAUAGUCCUAUUGGAGGUUAUCAUAAAGAAAAAGAUUUAGCAUUGGUAUUAGAUGUCGCAAGAUUCAAAUAUGCUCCUCAUUGGGUACCCGUUGAAACUUUAUGGGAAUCAAUGAAAGUAUUAGACAAAGAAACUAAUAAGCCUAGAGGCUAUUACGUUCUCUCAAAAAACCAUCUCUAUGAGCCAUCAUUUUGUAGAAUUAAAAAUACUCUUUCAUGGUCAAGUGUUGCUGACAAGUUUUUAAAUUCAUUCCCCUCUCUCUUAGAAUCACAUCAACCUUCAGAUUUCAAAGAUGUAAUAGAAAUAUUAUUCAAACAUUUACCAACGGAAACUCCAUAUGUUUUAUGCGCAUAUUCCCACGAAUUACACAAGAAUUUAAUGAAAGGUGAUAAGGAUCACGAUUUAAUAUAUAAUAGUCAAAAUAAUAAUAAUAAUAAUGAUCAAAAUAUAAUAGAUAGCAAUACCAAAAACAAUAACAAUAAUGUAAAUAGUGAAAAUAGAUAUAUAAAUAAAUGGGAUCUAUUUUUUGAAGAAAUUACAAACAAUUCAAAAAGUUAUCAAGUAUUAAAAGAAAUGAUAGAUAGUGGUAGAAUUGAUUGGAGAGUAACACAUCAACAUAAUCAUCAUGGUUCAAAUAAAGAGAUAUGCCAUGACUAUCCAAUUCAAUUGGCAACAUUUUUAUUUUUAGCAUUCCCAGCUCACAUUUUUAAUGGUCUUUCAAUUGACAUCAGGGCCAAUCUAGCCGAAAUUAGAAAUUUAGACGGUUUAAAUAUUAAUGUUAUAACGAAAAUUAUGAAUGUACGUGAAGAAAUGUUUUUAGUUAAUCAAAACCCAUGUGAAUGUACAGUCAAUGGUGUAUCGGCCGUAACUUGUAAAGGUCAACAACAAUUACCACCAAAACCACUAAAUUAAAAUAUAUUAAAAAAUAAAAAAUAAAAUUUUUUUAAUAUCCAAUUGCGAUAUUAACAAAUAUUGGCUUUCAU